Messenger RNA from Coccidioides posadasii C735 delta SOWgp, 1136 nucleotides. NCBI's taxonomy places the organism in Eukaryota, Fungi, Ascomycota, Eurotiomycetes, Onygenales, Onygenaceae. The record is from RefSeq and is a predicted model, not a curated record.
CGUGAAUUGAGGGUCAAUUCGUCAGGCUUUCCUCAUGCCCCCAUUUCUAUACGUGCCGGAUAACUAGUCCUCCAUAAAGCCUUGGUUCGGGGACUUCUUAGUGUGGAUCCAAGCUGACAGUCAGUCGACUUCAUAUAUCGUGAUAUACGAGAGACUUCAAGCAUUAUUUAAAUAUUCUCCGUUGACGGGCACAUAGUUUCGGGUUUUCGUACUGGAGGAGGGAAACAUGGCAGUGAAUAACGAGCAACGACGGAUGCAGCACAUCGAGCGCAAAGAUCUAUAUACAAACCUGGAGGCGCGGAUACAAUAUCUUCACAACUUCCUUGAUUUCAAUUCCAAUGAUAUCGAGGCACUGAUCUCCGGCUCUAAAUAUAUCAAAGCUCUCAUCCCUGCCGUUGUCAAUAUCGUUUAUAAAAAGCUCUUGCAAUAUGAUGUCACCGCGCGAGCAUUCCAGACAAGGAGUACGAGCUUUGAGGGGCCAUUAGAUGAAGAGCCGGACGAAAACAGCCCACAGAUUCUGCAUCGAAAGAUGUUUCUAAGAGGGUAUUUGAACCGAUUAUGUUCAGAUCCCAGUAAGAUGGAAUUCUGGGAGUAUCUGGAUAAAGUCGGCAUGAUGCACGUCGGUCGGGGUCGCAAGCAUCCGUUACACAUUGAAUUCGUUCACAUCGGCGCGAAUCUCGGUUUCAUUCAGAAUGUUCUCACGGAAGCACUUCUCUCCCACCCACGACUUCCGCUCCCUCGCAAAAUAGCGCUCGUCAGCGCCAUCGGGAAGGUGAUCUGGGUACAGAACGAUCUCUUCGCAAAAUGGUAUGUGCGAGAUGGAGACGAAUUCGCGGACCAGAUGGAAGAAGUCGCCAUAGAACGUGAGGGUUACUUACAUGGGAAGAAAAUGAUUGUUAGUGAGGGAUCGGAAAGUGAGACGGAUGGGGACCCAGCUGCGCCGGCCACGUGUCCGUUUACUGGUGCAAGGAACGGUGCUUCGGAGCGAUAUGACGCUGUGAAAGAGCAGCCGCCGUCUGAACUGCCUGGUUGAGACGAGAGAAGGUAGCCAAGCGGACAGGAUGAACAAUGUAUGAUUAGUCAGCUACAGAUAGCAUGUCGGAGUCCCAAUGGAGUUAAACCGUAUUCCUUCAUGA